Messenger RNA from Ochotona princeps (American pika), 1327 nucleotides. RefSeq names its product membrane associated ring-CH-type finger 2 (gene MARCHF2). The record is from RefSeq and is a predicted model, not a curated record. NCBI's taxonomy places the organism in Eukaryota, Metazoa, Chordata, Mammalia, Lagomorpha, Ochotonidae. The transcript has 5 exons. Gene Ontology annotation, biological process: protein ubiquitination. Bases 176 to 937 code for a protein of 253 amino acids. Gene Ontology annotation, molecular function: zinc ion binding; ubiquitin-protein transferase activity.
GGCUCGGCGGGCGGUGUCCGGACGCAGGUGCCGGGCUGAGGCGAGCGAGCGGCGCUUGACGGGCCGGGCCGGGCCGGGCUGGGGACACGGGCCAGGAAGCAGCAGAGGGGCCUGCUCGGCCGCCCGGCCCGGCCGCGGAUCAGGCUGCUGGGACCAUGGGCCUCGGGCCCUGAGGAUGACGCGGCUCCCUGUGGCCAUGACGACAGGCGACUGCUGCCACCUUCCUGGCUCCCUCUGCGACUGUUCUGGCAGCUCCUCCUUCUCCAAGGUUGUGGAAGCCACAGGCCUCGGGCCACCGCAGUAUGUGGCGCAGGUGACCUCUAAGGAUGGCCGACUCCUCUCGACCAUCAUCCGGGCUCUGGAUGCGCCAAGCGACUGUCCCUUCUGCCGGAUCUGCCACGAGGGGGCAAACGGGGAGAGCCUUCUGUCUCCAUGCGACUGCACGGGCACGCUGGGCGCCGUCCACAGGAGCUGCCUGGAGAAGUGGCUUUCGUCAUCCAACACCAGCUACUGCGAGCUGUGCCACACGGAGUUCGCCGUGGAGAAGCGGCCCCGGCCCCUCACAGAGUGGCUGAAGGACCCGGGGCCGCGCACGGAGAAGCGGACGCUCUGCUGUGACAUGGUGUGCUUCCUGUUUAUCACGCCGCUGGCCGCCAUCUCAGGCUGGCUGUGCCUGCGCGGGGCCCAGGACCACCUGCGCCUGCACAGCCGGCUGGAGGCCGUGGGGCUCAUCGCCCUCACCAUCGCCCUCUUCACCAUCUAUGUCCUCUGGACGCUGGUCUCCUUCCGCUACCAUUGCCAGCUCUACUCCGAGUGGAGAAGAACCAACCAGAACGUGCGCUUGAAGAUCCGGGCUGUGGAUGGCCCGGAGGGCUCCCAGCACUCGGCGCUGGCCACUGGACUGCUCAAGAAAACAGCUGAGGAGACGCCCGUAUGAGGACCUGGCUGGCAAGGGGUCCUGGCUGUGCACAGAGGCCAGAGGUGAUGCUCUGGCCACCUGGAAGGACGGAGACUGCCUGCCCCUUCUCCCAAGGCCAGAAAGCUUCCCAGGCCAAGCCGAGCCUCUUCUAUGAUCCAGUGUGAAUACAUACAUAUAUAUAUAUAUAUAUAUUUUUAGGGUUUUUUUUUUUUGGCAUAUUAUCAUAUAUGACCAGGACAGCUGGAUGCCGUCCCGAGCUGUGCUUGGAACCAGCACCCUGAGUCAUGUUGCGGCCCACACUGGGCACCGGUCCUGGCCCAGCAGGUGUGGGCCAUGUGUCAGGGGCGUCCUUUUUUGGGGCUGGAAGGUUCCAGCAAACUUCUUCAGUUUCCCACGCACCUGGCAGGC